Molecule: messenger RNA, 1875 nt
Organism: Brassica napus (rape)
Lineage: Eukaryota; Viridiplantae; Streptophyta; Magnoliopsida; Brassicales; Brassicaceae
Product: proline--tRNA ligase, cytoplasmic-like
Exons: 2
Coding region: 1-1875 (624 amino acids)
Biological process (GO): prolyl-tRNA aminoacylation
Cellular component (GO): cytoplasm; aminoacyl-tRNA synthetase multienzyme complex
Molecular function (GO): proline-tRNA ligase activity; ATP binding
Source: RefSeq, a predicted model, not a curated record
AUGGCGACAAGUGACCAGCCUGGAACAAGGGACCAUGAUUUCUGCCGCACUAAAUGGUAUGAUCAGUUGGAAGAGAUUUUGACACACAAAGAAAGUGAUGAUGAAGAUCUCUUGAAUUUAAAAGAAGAUGAUGAGCUUAAGGAAAUUGCUGAUGAGUAUUUCUGUAAAGAGUCUGAGCUUGGUGAAGGAAAAAAUCUCUUAAGAGAUUACUUGCUCAAAGAGAUGAAGAAAGAGACCCGUCUUGUAUUCUCUGCAAAGAAAGAUGAAGACUUCACAAAUUGUUGUUCUCCUGUUUGCAGAUUCAGUGAACUCGUAACCGUCUCUGACACAAAAGAACUCUACAUUCUAGAGCCAUCAUCAACAAAGAUAUGGAAAAUUCUAAGAACUUACAUGAAUGAAGCCCUCAAGGAGUUGGAUGGCGUGGAGAAAAAGAUAUUCUCUUGUCUCCUAAAAUGUUAUUCUCUUGAGAUGGAGAGGGACCACAUUGAAGGGUUUAAGCCUGAGGUUGCUUGGGUUACAAGAGCUGGUGAACAUGAUCUCCUAACCCCAUUCUCUCUACGUCCAACUAGUGAGACCAUCAUUUACCCUUACAACAAAACCAAGAUUAGGACACACUGUGAUCUUCGGAUGAAGGUUAACCAGUGGGUUAAAGUUGUUAGAUGGGAAGUUAGUGACCCUAUCCCAUUGAUAAGGGGUCGUGAGUUUGAUUGGCAGGAAGGUCACACUACCUUCGCCACCAAGGAAGAAGCUUAUGAUGGGGUUCUUGAGUUUUUGAGCAUUUACUCUUGUGUCUAUGAAAAACUUCUUGCGGUUCCUGUUAUAAAAGGUGUAAAGAGCGGGACGGAGAAGUUUCUUGGUGCAGACUACACCACAAGUGUUGAGGUUUUUAUACCAACAAAUGGUCGUGGAGUACAAGUUGCAACCUCACAUUGUUUGGAGAAAAAUAUAAAGUCAAUGGUGUGGCAAAACUCGUGGGGUUUAAGUACCAGGUCGAUAGGUGCGAUGGCUAUGACUCGUGGAGAUGAAAAAGGCUUAGUGAUACUUCCAAAUAUGGCACGUUAUCAAGCAGUUGUGAUACAUGUUCCUUUUAAAGGUGCUGAUACCAAAAAGAUCUUUGGUGAAUGUAAAGCCGGUAAAACCAUCUUGCAAGGUGCUGGAGUCUGUGCUAUAGGAGAUGAACGAGACAACUAUGCUUGCGGCUGGAAGUAUGCAGACUGGGAGAUGAAAGGUGUUCUUUUUAUAAUCGAGAUUGGUCCAAGCGAGUUGGAAAAGAAUGACGUGAGAAUAGUAAGGUGGGGCACUGGAAUAAAGAUGGAUGUUGUUACAAUGGACGUGGUUAAAAAAGUGAAAGAUUUGAUGGAAGAAAGCAUUCAAAAGGUUGAAACUUGGGAUGAGUUUAAGGAAGCUCUGAGACAGAAGAAGCUGUCUUUAUCUCCAUGGUGUGACGAAGUUGAGAUGAAAAAUGUUGUGUUGAAAAAGUCUUACGCUUCACUGGUUGGCAUAUGUUCGGUUAUAGAUCAGAGAGCGACGAGUCUUUCCCAAAUUAUGGACUCUGUUUUGUUGAAUGGAUCUGAAGAAAAUGGAAAGUUUGAUAUUGAAGAGGAUUCGAAGUCUCCAAAGACUCAUGGGAAGUUCAGAGAUGUGUUGAGGAGUGUGCAUUUGGAUGAUGAAGAACAUGGUAAGAAGAAGAGAAAGAGAAACACAUGGAUUAAGUUCAAAGGAACGAGAUAUCUCAUCGGUGUACAAGACUUGGCGAAAAAGGAUUUCAAGUUUAAGGGGGAGAAUGUUGAAAGUAAGCUUGAAGGAAAAGCUUGUGGAGCAAGCUAUCCUAAAGAUAUUUGGAAAGUGAAAGAAAUAGGAAAUAUGCUUGUUUAG